ACAAUGCGGCGCCUCCCGGCGUAGCGCGGCGCGGGGCUGGACGCCGGACACCCUAGCGCGGGCAGCGGAGCGGGCGGGCGAGCGGGCGGCGGGUGCGGGCUGCCUCCGUCGAGAGCCAUGGGCGCAGCGCUGCGCGGGGCCGAGGAUCCGCGCGGCCCGGAGGCGCGGGGGGCGGGGGCGCGGGCCCGGGGCCGCCUCUAGCCGGCACGUAGGGCGCGGGGCCGGGAAUGAGGGCGCCCGCCGCGGGGAUCCCGUCUGCGCGCCGCGGCACUGUCCCGCCCAACGAGCGAGCCGGAGCAGGCAGACGCGCGGCCGGUGGUCUGGGGGCGCGCCGCCUCCCGGCCCCCAAAAUGUGAAGCGGGGAGGGCGGAGACGCAGAGACGGCCGGGCCGGGCGCCCUCGCCGCCCUCCGGCAGCCGCGCUGCUCCCUCCGCUGCCCGCCCAGGCCCGAACAGCGAGGCCACCCGGCCGCGCGCCCCCAGCUUCGUUCUGAAGCGGCUUCGGCCAGCAGAGGGUUCGCGGCUAGGACGCGGCGGGAGCCGGGCCCAGGACGGUGCGUCCGGCCUCGCCUGUGGCUCUUCGCCCAGACAAGUUUGAACAAUGAUCACCGUCAACCCUGAUGGGAAGAUAAUGGUCAGAAGAUGCCUGGUCACCCUGAGACCCUUUCGGCUUUUUGUCCUGGGCAUCGGCUUCUUCACUCUCUGUUUCCUGAUGACCUCUCUAGGAGGCCAGUUCUCCACCCGGCGCCUGGGGGACUCGCCAUUCACCAUCCGCACAGAAGUGAUGGGGGGCCCUGAGUCCCGCGGUGUCCUGCGCAAGAUGAGCGACCUGCUGGAGCUGAUGGUGAAGCGCAUGGAUGCACUGGCCAGGCUGGAGAAUGGCAGUGAGCUGCACCGGGCCGGCGGCGACCUGCACUUUCCCGCAGACAGGAUGCCCCCUGGGGCUGGCCUCAUGGAGCGGAUCCAGGCUAUUGCCCAGAAUGUGUCUGACAUCGCCGUGAAGGUGGACCAGAUCCUGCGACACAGCCUGCUCCUGCACAGCAAGGUGUCGGAAGGCCGGCGGGACCAGUGUGAGGCGCCGAGUGACCCCAAGUUCCCUGACUGCUCAGGGAAGGUGGAGUGGAUGCGUGCCCGCUGGACCUCUGACCCCUGCUACGCCUUCUUCGGGGUGGACGGCACCGAGUGUUCCUUUCUCAUCUACCUCAGUGAGGUCGAGUGGUUCUGCCCCCCACUGCCCUGGAGGAACCAGACGGCUGCCCAGAGGGCAUCCAAGCCCCUUCCCAAAGUCCAGGCAGUUUUCCGAAGCAACCUGUCUCACCUCCUGGACCUGAUGGGCAGCGGGAAGGAGUCCCUGAUCUUCAUGAAGAAGCGGACCAAGAGGCUCACAGCCCAGUGGGUGCUGGCUGCCCAGCGGCUGGCACAGAAGCUGGGAGCUACCUGGAGGGACCAGAAGCAGAUCCUGGUCCACAUCGGCUUCCUGACAGAGGAGUCUGGGGAUGUGUUCAGCCCUCGGGUCCUGAAGGGCGGGCCGUUGGGGGAGAUGGUGCAGUGGGCAGACAUUCUGGCUGCGCUCUAUGUCCUGGGCCAUGGCCUGCGGGUCACAGUCUCCCUGAAGGAGCUGCAGAGUAACUUAGGGGUGCCGCCAGGCCGGGGGAGCUGCCCGCUCACUAUACCCCUGCCCUUUGACCUCAUCUACACCGACUACCAUGGCCUGCAGCAGAUGAAGCAGCACAUGGGACUCUCCUUCAAGAAGUACCGGUGCCGAAUCAGGGUCAUCGAUACCUUCGGGACAGAACCUGCUUACAACCAUGAGGAGUACGCCACGCUGCACGGCUACCGGACCAACUGGGGCUACUGGAACCUCAACCCCAAGCAGUUCAUGACCAUGUUCCGUACUCCUAAGGCCCGCCCCCUUUCCCACCCUUGCCAGAAGAGGACCUCUUGGGCAGCGCAGUCCAGGGAGGCCAGGGGCAGCCACUGCUUGUUUGGUGAUCCAAUUCCUUUUGCGCGGUUGGGCUUAGCUCACACCCCUGACAACUCCUUCAUGGGCUUCGUGUCCGAGGAGCUCAACGAGACGGAGAAGCAGCUCAUCAAAGGCGGCAAAGCCAGCAACAUGGCCGUGGUGUACGGCAAGGAGGCGAACAUCUGGAAGGGGAAGGAGAAGUUCCUGGGCAUCUUGAACAAAUACAUGGAGAUUCAUGGCACCGUGUACUACGAGAGCCAGCGGCCCCCCGAGGUGCCAGCCUUCGUGAAGAACCACGGCCUCUUACCGCAGCCCGAAUUUCAGCAGCUGCUGCGCAAGGCCAAGCUCUUCAUCGGGUUUGGCUUCCCCUACGAGGGCCCCGCCCCCCUGGAGGCCAUUGCCAAUGGCUGCAUCUUCCUGCAGUCCCGCUUCAGCCCGCCCCACAGCUCCCUCAACCACGAGUUCUUCCGAGGCAAGCCCACCUCCAGAGAGGUAUUCUCACAGCAUCCCUAUGCGGAGAACUUCAUCGGCAAGCCCCACGUGUGGACAGUCGACUACAACAACUCAGAGGAGUUUGAAGCAGCCAUCAAGGCCAUCAUGACAACUCAGGUAGACCCCUACCUACCUUACGAGUACACCUGCGAGGGGAUGCUGGAGCGGAUCCACGCCUACAUCCAGCACCAGGACUUCUGCACAUCUCCAGGCCCUGCCCAACCAGGGGCCCAUGCCCCGCAGAGCCCUUUUGUCCUGGCCCCAAAUGCCACCCACCUCGAAUGGGCUCAGAAUGCCAGCUUGACCCUGGGGGCCUGGCCCCCCGUGAACUCCCUGCGGGCCUGGCUGGCUGUGCCUGGGAGGGCGUGCACCGACACCUGCCUGGACCACGGGCUGAUCUGCGAGCCCUCCUUCUUCCCCUUCCUCAACAGCCAGGACGCCUUCCUCAAAUUGCAGGUGCCCUGUGACAGCACCGAGUCGGAGAUGAACCACCUGUACCCGGCCUUCGCCCAGCCUGGCCAGGAGUGCUAUCUGCAGAAGGAGCCCCUGCUCUUCAGCUGUGCCGGCUCCAACACCAAGUACCGCCGGCUCUGCCCCUGCCGUGACUUCCGCAAAGGCCAGGUGGCCUUGUGCCAGGGCUGUCUGUGAGGCCACCUCUGCCGCCCUGCCUGGCACCCACGGCUGGCUCUCCCCUGACACAGGAGAGAGUACCAGCAGGUCCUGGGCUCCGGCUGCUUGUCCUCCUCGCAGCUCCCCCAGGCUGGAGCUUACUUCCUUCACCUGGAAGUGUCCAGAGGAGAGCCGUGCAGAGGAAUAGGAGGCGGCGGCACACCGAGCCCCUGGGACCUCCCAGGCAGGCUCCUGGUUCUCUCCUGGGAAUUCAUGGCAGCAUCAAGGCCAAGCAGAUGUCGGGCUGCUCGGAGAGUCUGCAGGGCCCAGGAGCAGGUGGUCAAGGCCCCUUGCUUUGUGCAAGGCUGGAUCUGGGCCAGAUGAAGGGGGCCAGUCAUUCUUGGGCCCAGGAUGGGGCUUCUAGACCUGCAAGAGAGGGUAGCAGGGACCAGGCUGCCCCAUGGUCCCUGAAGGGUUCAAGGAGGGCCCCUCCCCAUGGGCCUGGAUGGUACCUGCUCCGGGCAGGGGAAUUGGGGGCUUACCCUCCUCCUGUGAGGGGAGCCAGGAACACAGGGCCCGCUGGCAUUUGGGUUGUGGACGCAGGGGCAGAGGGUGGGUGGAAGGCUAAGCCAAGGGGCCCUGUUCGUGCCUCCCCUUAGCCCCUUUCCUCUCGGUUUCCCGAUCCCACCACCUUCCCGCUACACUUGGGGACCACAGUUUGGGCUGCAGGGACCACCUAGGCCCUGGUUGAGUUGUUUCUUUCUCCUGCUUGUUCCAACCCUUUUCACUCCGGGCUUCUCCCAAAACCCAUCCUGGCAUGACCUGCCACUCCAGAUGGUGGAUUUGUUCCAAAGCCUCAAGCCCUGGCCCCUCCAAGGGGAGGUUUCCACCCCAGGCUCAGAGAACAGGCUCUGGGACCCCUGCCCGGGGGUGGCCUUUGUGCACCAGGCACUCCCACAGAUACUGACUCCUUACCCCCCAGCAUCUUUUGCAGACAGGGGCUUGGGAUGGAGCCUCAGCCCCAUGGCACUCCAUGCCUAGUUUCCAGUUGCCCUGUCCACUUACCCAGGCAGCCCUCAACCCCACCCAUGUCAAGUCCUUGUCCCUACCUCCAGCCUCAAACCGCCUUGAGAUCCAGCCGUCCUUCCCUGAGUGGCAUGCCUGCCGCAGGACGCCCCCUUCCCCUCUCCCCCCGCCCAGAGCCCCGACUGCCUCAGCGGGUCAGGCCUUCAGAACACUGCCACCACCCAGUUUUAUAAUCCUGCUCCCUCUCCCAGCAACCCCACCCACCAACCUAGGCCUGCUCCUCCACCCUUCCCAGGAGGCAGCCCCAGGACGCUGAGAGUUGGUGGAGGGGCCAGGCUGGACACUUCCCACAGGAGUCCCCUCCAGACCUGGCUGGCCCCUGCAGCCGCAGAAACCACGAUGGCAAGAAACUCAUUGGUUCCCAAGGACUGACCUGUGGGGGAAAGCAAUAGAGACACUCUUUUUUUCUCUUUUUUUAAAGAUUUAUUUCUUGAAAUAAUAAAUAUUUUAUUGGGAUGUGAGAUGCAGAAGAGGAA
This is a messenger RNA of Callithrix jacchus (white-tufted-ear marmoset), 4625 nucleotides long. It is a transcript of the gene MGAT5B, whose product is annotated as alpha-1,6-mannosylglycoprotein 6-beta-N-acetylglucosaminyltransferase B. Gene Ontology annotation, molecular function: alpha-1,6-mannosylglycoprotein 6-beta-N-acetylglucosaminyltransferase activity. The record is from RefSeq and is a predicted model, not a curated record. NCBI's taxonomy places the organism in Eukaryota, Metazoa, Chordata, Mammalia, Primates, Cebidae. Gene Ontology annotation, biological process: protein N-linked glycosylation. Gene Ontology annotation, cellular component: Golgi apparatus.